Trichoderma aggressivum f. europaeum is the source of this 972-nucleotide messenger RNA. RefSeq lists its product as uncharacterized. Lineage: Eukaryota; Fungi; Ascomycota; Sordariomycetes; Hypocreales; Hypocreaceae. The coding region runs from base 1 to 972 and encodes 323 amino acids. The transcript has a single exon. The record is from RefSeq and is a predicted model, not a curated record.
AUGGGAAACCAGUGGUCGCAGUUUUUCCCACCAAAGCCGACAUUCACAGAGGCCAAUGUAGGCUCUCUGGACGGCAAGGUGGUCAUUGUCACCGGUGGCUCCUCUGGUAUCGGGUUUGAGCUUGCCAAGAUAUUGUAUCAAAAGAACGCAAAGGUUUACAUUGCCGCCCGCAAUGAAGAGAAGACGCGCAAAGCCAUCGAGGAGAUCCAAGCUUCCGGCACCUCCAACGGCAGCCUUGAAUUCCUUUCCCUGAAGCUCGACGACCUGAGCAGCAUCAAAGCUUCAGCAGACGAGUUCAAGUCAAAAGAAUCCAAGUUGCAUGUUCUCUGGAACAAUGCUGGCGUCUCUCAACCGCCCGCUGGCAGCGUCUCGGCUCAGGGUAUCGAGCUGCAGUUCGCUACGAAUUGUCUGGGGCCAUUCGCCUUCACACAGUUUCUCUUACCACUCCUUGAAGCAACAGCCGCAGACGAGGCAACUCCCAAAGGCUCAGUCCGCGUGGUGUGGACCAGCAGCCAAGUCAUGGAGCUUUCAGCCCCAACUGAUGGCAUCAUCAUUGAUGAAUUCAUCACCCCUCCCAAGGAUCGAAACCGCAGCUAUACCAAUUCCAAGACUGGAAACUACUUUCUCGCUACAGAGCUUGCGCGGAGGGCAGCAUCGUCGUCUAUCGUGAGCGUCUCCCUAAACCCAGGCGCUCUCAACACGAAUCUUUUGCGGAAUGCACUUCAUCUCAAAUACAUGGCCUAUCCGCUGCUUCAUAAGCCCCGAUUCGGAGCCCUGACCGAGCUGUACGCUGGGCUCUCUACGGAUAUCAGUCUGGAGAAUAAUGGAUCUUACAUUAUCCCCUGGGGCAGGAUUUCGACCGGCGUAAGGGCUGACUUGGUCAAUGCAUCAAAGACCACUGAGGAAGGAGGGUCGGGAAAAGCACAGGAAUUUUGGGAGCUGUGUGUUGAGAAAACAAAGGACUACAUGUGA